AUGGAGAAGAUGUCCGAUCUUCCCCGGGAAUUGGUAGAGGAAAUACUCUCAAGGGUUCCAGUGAAAUCGAUGAGAGAAGUCCGAGUGACUUGCAAAACGUGGAACGCUUUAUCAAAGCACAUUAGUAAAGCAGAAGCUGCAAGGGAAGGAGAGUUUCUUGGGAUCGCGAAGAAGAAGUUUUGCCGUAAUUCAUUCUUGUUGUUUUCUAUUCCUUGGCUGCGUGUUCUUAUUGUUGUUGAUUUCAGUAAUGCAAUGAAGGAUGCUAUGAAGGAUGCUAUGAAGGAGAUACGAUCGUCUUUUCAGGCUAUGAGGUUGAUUGUAGCUAAUUAUGAUAUUGCGACUCUAUCUGCAUUUGGAGAAGAGCAGCUUGCAGUUUUAUUUCAACCUUUUGAAGGCUAUGUGAUGGAGAUUUGGGUUACGACUAAGAUAGAGCCUAGUGCCGUGAGUUCUUAG
Messenger RNA from Arabidopsis thaliana (thale cress), 453 nucleotides. RefSeq names its product F-box and associated interaction domains-containing protein. The transcript has 3 exons. Lineage: Eukaryota; Viridiplantae; Streptophyta; Magnoliopsida; Brassicales; Brassicaceae. Bases 1 to 453 code for a protein of 150 amino acids. The record is from RefSeq and is marked reviewed.